Messenger RNA from Pyrgilauda ruficollis (rufous-necked snowfinch), 4815 nucleotides. RefSeq names its product G protein-coupled receptor class C group 5 member B (gene GPRC5B). Gene Ontology annotation, biological process: G protein-coupled receptor signaling pathway. NCBI's taxonomy places the organism in Eukaryota, Metazoa, Chordata, Aves, Passeriformes, Passeridae. Gene Ontology annotation, molecular function: protein kinase binding; G protein-coupled receptor activity; protein kinase activator activity. Gene Ontology annotation, cellular component: signaling receptor complex; intracellular membrane-bounded organelle; plasma membrane. The transcript has 4 exons. Bases 204 to 1367 code for a protein of 387 amino acids. The record is from RefSeq and is a predicted model, not a curated record.
GGGCUGGCCGCGGGCCGUGGCGCGGCGGGCGCAGAGCGCGGCGGACACCGCUCCGCUCCGUGAGCCGCCGCGGGGGCGGUCGGCGCUGCCUUCGCUCCCCGCCGCGGAGCCGCCGCGCCGCCGGAGCCGGGAUGUGACUUGCGGAGGGCUGGCGGACAGAGCUGCCCCGCCGCCCUCGGCCGCAGCAGACAGCGGACAGAAAAAUGAAAACCUACCCAGCCAUUGGUUUCUUCCUCCUGCUGGUGAUCAGCUAUGGCUCUUCAGAGAACUCCAGCACUCCCCGGGGCUGCGGGCUGGAUCUCCUGCCCCAGUACGUGUACCUGUGUGACCUGGAUGCCAUCUGGGGCAUCGUUCUGGAGGCGGUGGCGGGGGCAGGCGUGCUGACCACGCUGCUGCUGAUGCUGAUUUUGCUGGUGAGGCUGCCCUUCAUCAAGGACAAAGAGAAGAAGAGCCCCCUGGGAAUGCACUUCCUCUUUCUCUUCGGGACUCUGGGACUGUUUGGGCUGACGUUUGCUUUCAUCAUCCAGGAAGAUGAAAUGGUGUGCUCUACCCGAAGGUUUCUCUGGGGAGUUAUCUUUGCUUUGUGCUUCUCCUGCUUGCUAGCCCAAGCCUGGAGACUUGGCAGGCUCGUUCGCCACGGGAAGAGCCCGUCUGGCUGGCACCUGGCCGGGGUGGCCACGUGCCUGAUGCUGGUGCAGGUCAUCAUCGCGACCGAGUGGCUGAUCCUGACGGUUGUCAGAGACAACAAGCUGGCCUGCAGCUACGAACCCAUGGAUUUUGUGAUGGCUUCCAUUUACGUUAUGUUCCUGAUGGUCUUUACCAUGGGAUUUUCGUUUUUCACUCUCUGUGGGAAGUUCAAGAAAUGGAAGAAAAACGGAGUAUGCCUCAUUAUAACCCUUUUCUUUUCCAUCCUGAUUUGGGUAGCCUGGAUGACUAUGUACCUCUUCGGUAACGCUGAGCUCCAGAGAAGAGACAAAUGGAGUGAUCCCACUCUGGCCAUUGCACUGGUGUCCAGUGGCUGGGUGUUUGUUAUUUUUCAUGCCAUCCCAGAGGUCCACUGUACCAUCCUUCCAUCACAGCAGGAAAACACACCCAAUUAUUUUGAUACUUCUCAGCCGAGGAUGCGUGAAACCGCUUUUGAGGAAGAUAUACAGCUUCCUCGGAGCUACAUGGAAAAUAAAGCCUUUUCAAUGGAUGAACAUAAUGCAGCGCUCAGGACGGCAGGAUUUCGGAACGGCAGCUUGGGAAGCCGGCCCAGUGCUCCUUUUAGAAGCAAUGUUUAUCAGCCAACUGAGAUGGCAGUUGUGCUAAAUGGUGGGACUAUACCAACUGCUCCGCCAAGUUACACUGGACGACACCUCUGGUGAAAGGCUGUAGGCUGUAGAGAAUAAGAAUCCUUGUUGCAGAUGUUGUUCCCUGGCAGUGUGUCUUUGAGGGAAGGAAUCCAUAACAGUACCAGAACAAAGCAACAAAACAUCCAGGAUCUUUCUAAAUCCUGCAGAGGAUUUUGCUAAAUGUGAACACCAUUGAAUGGAGAAUUGCAAAAACAAAAUUGUAAAACUGAAGCUGAAUCUAAUUUAAAACAGAAGUAGGCACACCAUAAAUUGGCAGAGGAGAUGUUGUAUUCUGAAGUGUAAGAUACUCUCUUGUCUGUAACUUGUGUGCUAGACAAGCCUGGUUUUGGUGGUUGCCAGUUGCUUGCAAAAUACCUUCCUCUCACCUAAACUUAACUCAUGUUGCCACAAGAGAUUGCCACUACAGCGCGAAAACACGCGGGAUUUCUUUCCAUUUUUCUCCUUUUCCUGUCAUUUCCAACGUCAUGAGAAGUCCCCAGUUUGCUCCCUCCCUAGCUGUGCUGUGCAGUCACGCAGCAUCGUGUGUAGGCAGACACGCUCCCUCUGGGGCAGCUCGGUCCCCGUGGCUCUGCGGGCUGAUGCUCUGCGGGCUGAUGCUCUGCUCUUUGAGAAGCUCUGCAGGCCGAUGCUCUGCUCUUUGAGAAGCUCUGCUCUCUCAGAAGCUCUGCGGGCUGAUGCUCUGCUCUUUCAGGAGCUCUGUGCGUUUCAUGCGCCUUGCGGAGCCUCUCGGGCGGAGCGGAGGAGCGCGGUCGGGCACGGGCGGCUCUCCCCGGCCCGAGGGGUGGGUUCCGAGCCACGCAGCCCCAGGCGGGUGUGAGCAGAGCCCACAGCUCCCGAAGCCAUUCCUGGGAGGGCUGUUCUGGCCGGGCCGGGCCGGGCUGAGGCAGGAGCCGGGGCGGUGGGAGCCCCGAGCCCCGAGCCCGCUUCAUGCGGGCGCUCCGCUGCCCUCGACUGCAGGUGUUCGUGCGUUUAAAUGUGGUUGUGCAUUUUAGUGCCUAGAGAGUAGAAUCUCUGUGCUGGAGGUGGUUUGUUGUUGUUUUUGUUUAUUUAAGGUGGUUUCUUCCCUAGUCCUCCCCAUCCAUUUUCUUGAGUUGAUAUAAGGCAGAGUUUUCAAAGCUUUUCAUCUUUGUUUUCUCCAGGUUAUUUAAACGGUUCCCAUUGCCCAUUUGUUGUGCCAUGGUUUUUCAUUAUGUUCAAGCAAUCAUUCCUUUCUUUAACAUUUAAUACAUAUCGGACAUUGAAAACAUCACUGUAUCCUCACUGUUUGGCCAAUGUUAAUCUUAGCUUUCCUCAAUACUAAAAGCUAAUUGUUUUUACUUGAAGGCAUAGGAAACAUAUAACAAUUAAACUUUGCAUAUGCUGUAAUAAGAGUAUAUAUUUUCAAACUAAAAAAAAAUAAAACUACAAAUAACUGAAUAGCUUAGUAGCUUCACAGAGAGAAGUUACUUGCUGUAUACUGCAGAAGAAAGACAAGCUUUUUAUUUUUCAAGAGUCUUCCUGAUUCCUCAUGUACCUCCAUUUCUACUGAAUUAGGAGCCUAGUCCUGCAGACUUGUACUCCCACGAGUAGUCCCAUCGACACCAGUAGGUCUACGUAAGGUACAGAGGCUGCAAGACCAGUCCCUGAGUGUUGCACACAGAUAUAUGUAUAUAUAUAUAUGGGAAAAUAUCUAUUGCCAUUCUUGCCAUGAUCAUCUUAUGGGGUUUUAUUUCAAAGCCCUUCUCCUCCAGAAGCAAUGUUUUUCUGUCAUGCAUGAGUGAAGGAGUAUGUCAGCUCCCCCCUGCCCUCCCCUCCUCGAGGCAAAGGAAGCAUGUGCUUGUUUUAGGGAUCCUUUAUUUCAUUUUGUAUGUAACUAGAUGGCCUUAGUAACCAAGUAGGGUAGGGGUGGAUAUUGCAUGCUAUCCAGUGACUUAGAAAUACAUUUUGCUUGUUAUGAGCAGAGCUUUGAUCAAGUAAGAUAAUAUUUAAGAUAAUGAUAGCCACCCAGAAGACAUGUAAUUUGGAACAAUAAAAAAACAAUUACCAUCACUUGCCUGCAGAACUUUGCUUUUAAAAAUCAGUUAGAAAAAAAAUCCCUCAUAAAACUGUUAUCAUAAAAACAUAUAAGAUGACCAUGGCAUAAAUGGUAGAACAGGUUUCUUUUAAAAAGUUUAUCAUGCUACAACCAAGACUUAUGAAUUAUAAUACAUAUUUUACAGACCUUUGACAAAAACUAUACAAGACAUAGUUAUCUUAAGAAAUUUUCUUUCUCUUUUUCUAGAUGUGACUGAAUUGAUAAAUAGAGUUCCCAAUCCUGCUUCUGAUGAAGUUGUUUGGGAUUUCAGGGCUUAUGCAAAGAUCUGGCCAGAUCUUACAAACUGCAGUUCACAUGACUAGUCUCACUGGGUUAGUCAUGUGGACUACUCACUGAAUUAAAAAUUAGCAGGAUUGGGUUUAAUGUGUGGUGGUGAAAGUGUGGCAAUAGAUUUAGGAGGGUCUUUAUUUUCCAACUUUUUACAAUUAGUAAUGAGCAACUUUUUUUUUGUAAGUCACUAGUCUGUGAUGUAAAAUGCCCCAAAAUAAAACUGUAAUUGAAGAAAGGCACCUUUAUGUUAACUUAUAUUUUUGUUACAGUAUUUACUUUUGCCUUUUUUGAAAGUUUUCUAGAAUGUAGAGCAUCUGUGAACAACAUGAAUAAGUAACUAAGCACAAGCCUUUCACAGUUCUCCUGAUUAUAAUUAGCUUUUAUACUAUAAAAGCUACUAUGUUGUCCCUUGAUGGUAAUGUGCUCAUGGUGUUUCCAUGCGGAAAAAUGAAAUCAAAAAGCAUCUGACAAAAGCAUCUAUUAGCAAAACCAGAUUUUAAUUGACCAGCUUUUGAUCAAUGGCAGGAAAAGAGUUCAAAGUCCUACAAAUCCUGUUCAGCUUUCAGAUGGGUUGAGGGUGUUUGACACUUGCCAGAAAAUAUGUAGCAUUUUCAGAAGAACACUCUCAAUACAUCCAGCUGCUUCUAUAAACAAGGUACAUGAAAUACUAUGGAAUUAGCUGUUUCUGCUUUUAGUGUAAACACAGGCAUCUUGGUUGGCUUCGUUUGAGCUCGAUGCCUUGGGUCUAACCAAAGGCCAUACAAAAGGGAGCAUUGUAGCUUUUAUAAUAAAACAAUUGGAUUAUUCUACCAACUUACAGGAUUACAAAGCAGGUGCUUUUUAUUAAUUGAUGAGAGCUGAAGCUCAUUUUUGAUAGAUGAUAUAUAUUUAUUAAAUGUAUUAACGUGUGUUUUAUAACGUACCCUUUUUUCCGCUGAUUGUUGCAUACUGGUCUCUUACUGAGUACAUCUUUAAAGGAUUUUCAAGACAAUCAAUGUGUACCAUGAUGACUGUACAUAAGUAUACAAAACUACAAAGGUUGUAAAGCAUGGGCAAAUGUUUUAUUUUCAAAAUGCUGUUCUUAACGAGAAUAAAGGCUUUACUAUUUACUUACAA